Ictalurus furcatus (blue catfish) is the source of this 2678-nucleotide messenger RNA. RefSeq names its product coiled-coil domain-containing protein 136 (gene ccdc136b). Gene Ontology annotation, cellular component: acrosomal membrane. The record is from RefSeq and is a predicted model, not a curated record. NCBI's taxonomy places the organism in Eukaryota, Metazoa, Chordata, Actinopteri, Siluriformes, Ictaluridae. Gene Ontology annotation, biological process: single fertilization; acrosome assembly. The coding region runs from base 1235 to 2584 and encodes 449 amino acids. The transcript has 11 exons.
AGACCACUCCGAAUCGUAAUGUGUAAAUGUAUUUUGCAACCAUUGUCACUGGAAACCUGUGGUCUGAAUUGAAGAGCCUGAAAUGUUGUGCAUGGAGAGGUGGACCAAGAUCCCUCUAUAAUCAUCGCCAACCUUGUGUGACCUUACAGCAGCAUGCUCAUUACACUAAUCUCCCUAGGGGUGGAUUAACUGAAUAUUAAUUGCCAAUAUACAAUCCCCUCUGAAGCUAUUGGAACAGCAAGACCAAUUUGUACACCAAAGGCAUUUGGGUUUGAGAUCAAAAGGUGGAUAUGAGACGAGAAUUUAGGAUUUCAGCUUUUAUUUCCUGGUAUUGCAUAUCCCUUGCUUUCUUCUUUUGUGAUGCUUUUCCAGGCUUUUACUGCCGCCUCUUUCAGUUGUUUGUUUCGGGGGGAAUUGAGUGAAAUGCAUGCUCAAUUGGGUUAAGGUCUGGUGAUCAUCUUGGCCAAUCUCAUUGUCUUACUGUAUGAUAAAGCUUUAUUUGGAUGCAUUCCUUUGUAAGUUGGCAGACAAAAUGUUCAUGUAAACUGAAUUCAUUCUGCUGCUACCAUCAUGAGUUCCAUCAUCAAUAAACAUUAGUGAGCCUGUCCCAGAAGCAGCCAUGCAGGCCCUGGCCAUGACACUACCUCCACCAUGUUUCACAGGGUGCCAAUAAUUCUGGAGUAUGUGAGCUCCUAUUCCGAUAAGAUGUUGAGUUGAUUUUUUAUGCUGAUCUCAGUGACCUGAAGACACGCCUGCCCUGUACUCACAUACCUAUGCAGAAAGAGGAAAUAGGAGGAGAGACAGAUGUUUGAAUGAAGAAGAGAAGCAGAAAGAGAAAGCAUCCAGCAAAAAUAUUAAGAGAAGAGAAGAAGAGUUGAGCAGGGAGAGAAAGGGGGAGCAAAAGAGCUGAAGGGACGGAGCGACAGAGAGAGCGAGAGAGAGAGAGGAGGAGACUGGGGAAGCGACAGAGAGAGGUAAUGAGCACUGAGCUGCAGGAGUAUUAUCCGUCAGCCUCCUGAGCGGCAGAUCUCAUUAAAGGAUGAAGCGACCAUUGAGGCACAGUGUGUGUGGAGCCUAAGGUUCCCUCCGAGGCAUUUUGUGUGUGUGUGUGUGUGUGUGUGUGUGUGUGUGUUUUUCACAGUCCUGUGUCGCUGCUCCUGCUGCAUAGGAUCCUUCACGUGUGUAGACGUUUCUGAUCCCCUGCCAUCCCCCACUUCACGUUGCUACGACAACCAUGGACUGCGGACUGCGUCUACCUCCUGUCAUCGAGGAGGUCAUGGACGUUGCAGAUGAUCUGUGCGAGCUGAAGGCCGAGCUCCCGGGUUUGGGUGGUGGACUGACGGAUAAAGAGCGUGAAUCCCUGGACGACAAUGAAGAGAAGGAGGAGAAGGAGGUGGAAGUGGGGAACGGAGAGAAAGGCCUGGAGGAGGAGAAGGAGGUGAAGGAGGAGAAAGCUAGAGAUGGAGAAAGAGAGGAGAAGCGAGGAGUGGAGGAGGAGGAUGAGCUGGAGGAGCUGAGAGCGCAGGUGGUUCAGCUGCUGUUGGAGCUAGAAGAGGCCAGGGAGGUAUCCCAGAGGCAUGAGGAGAGCUACACUGAGCUGCAGGGCCUUUUGGAGGACGAGCGCUUAGCCAGUGCCAAUCAGGCCGAGAGCUUCACGAGACAGAUCCAAAGGCUUCAAGCCCAGCUGCGCUCUGUGCAGGAGGAGUUGGACAGCCUGGAGGAGGAAAAGGCCAGCGAGCUGUGGGAGGCCCAGGAGGAGCUGCGUGUGGCACAGGAGGAGGUGCAGGAGCUGCAGCAGGCAGCUGAGGAGGCGGCAGCUGAGCGGGAGAAUGACAUCGCUCUCCUGCAGGAGGAGCUGUGCAGGCUGCGGGCAGAGCUGGAGAGACUUCACAACACUACGCAGGAGUAUGAGUUAGAGCUGACUACACUGCACGCUGAGAUCAGCAUGAAGAGACAACGCAGGGAGGAGCAGGAACAAACAGGCACAGAGGGAGAGGUUGGUCAGCUGAAGGAUAAAUGUCUCUCCUUGAUGGAUGAGUGUCAGACUUUGAGAAACGACAACCAGCACCUUGCUGAGAAACUGCAGCUGCUGGAACAGCAGAGAGCCAGAGAAGAGCAGGACGGUAAGAAAGUGGACGAGGAGCAGGCAGCGAAGGCCGAAGUCUACAUGAACAUAUUACAGACGGAACAGAUGACUCAUCAGGUGAACUCGUGUCUCCAGAAGAACUCGAGCGAGAACAAAGCUGUGAAUCCUGAGAAGAGGAUUGAGGAGCUUUCUGAGGUAAUCACUCUACAAGACCAGCUAAAACAGGCUGAGGAGAGAGCAUGCAAGGUCCAGAGAGAGUGUGAGGGGUUAAAAGGAGAACUUCUCGAGCUGCAAGGACUUUAUGAGAGCAGUCAGAAGGAAAGGGCUGAGCUAGAGGCGGAGCUACAGCGCUGUAGGGCGGAGCUUGAUAGGCUGGCAGGAAGGAAGGCCCAGAACUCCUGUCCUCCAUCUGAGUCCCCUGUUCUCUCCAUACCCUUCAUAGGAAUGGUUGUAAUAAUGGCGCUGAUAUGGUGCUGCUGGACGGAGCUCUUGUCCUAAAGAGGGAAAGGAGCGAGAGGGAGACUGGAACCUCGUUAUGCUGGUUGCCGUGGCAGCAGCAGCCAUUUUGCUCGUACCCAGUUUGACCCGAGCG